Humulus lupulus (European hop) is the source of this 826-nucleotide messenger RNA. Its product is annotated as protein translation factor SUI1 homolog 1. The transcript has 5 exons. Bases 234 to 575 code for a protein of 113 amino acids. Gene Ontology annotation, molecular function: RNA binding; translation initiation factor activity. NCBI's taxonomy places the organism in Eukaryota, Viridiplantae, Streptophyta, Magnoliopsida, Rosales, Cannabaceae. Gene Ontology annotation, biological process: translational initiation. The record is from RefSeq and is a predicted model, not a curated record.
AAUUAAUUAGAUUUGAAAAAUAGGUGUCUUUGUGUGGUUGGGAUAUUUUUUUGUAGGUUAUAUAUAAAUCUCCCCCAAUCUUUCUUCUAUUUUAUUCUCUCUCGCUCGCUCGCUCGCUAGCUCGCUUAGAUUGUCUAUCAUCAGCAUCAUAUUAGUUGAGCAGAUUUCAUUUGCUUGAAUACCAAAGCAAUUUUGUUGGUUACUUGCUCUUCUACGUUCAACAGUCAACUUUCAUGUCUGAAUUAGACCACCAGGUUCCAUCUGCAUUUGACCCCUUUGCUGAUGCAAGUGCUGAUGACUCGGGUGCUGGGUCAAAAGAGUACGUUCAUGUGCGUGUCCAGCAGCGUAAUGGUCGGAAGAGUCUGACAACUGUGCAAGGUUUGAAGAAGGACUAUAGCUAUAACAAGAUACUUAAGGACCUUAAGAAAGAGUUCUGCUGUAAUGGUACUGUUGUCCAGGACCCGGAGUUAGGCCAGGUCAUUCAGCUUCAGGGCGACCAGAGAAAGAAUGUUUCUACCUUCCUUGUGCAGGCUGGCAUUGUGAAGAAGGACCGUAUCAAGAUUCAUGGUUUUUAAGUAACAGCAAUACCAAGUUGCUACUUGUAGUCUUACACCACCUGAAGACACAGUAGUAGCCAGUAGUAUAUAGUGUUACUGCAUCAAUUAUAAUCUGUUAAUCUUGUCAUAAAAGGUUAUCUGAAAACAAGAGAUUGUGAUUGUUAGAUCUUCUGCUUUAUGUGGAAGGGUUAUGUAUUACUCCAAGACUUUCAUUCAGAAUAAUAUGUACCCGUUUUCAAUACAUUAUUUAUUCAUAGCUAUUUGAUUGA